UUGCGCUCUCAGUCCUGCCUACUGGCACGUAGGCAAGCGCGGCAAGAGGCUUGGGAAGCGCGGCUGGGACCGUCUACUUACUCAAUGGCCGCUUGGUGGGCGCCUGCUGUCCAGCUGGCCGAGACUCCGAACACCGCGGCUCUCUAGCCUCUCGGGACUCGCCUCCUUUCUGAGGCCCAACCGCAGCUACAGCAACCUCUCCAGGAACUGAGAAGCGACGGGGAGCUGACAGGGAAGCUGGGGAGGAGGACGAACCCUGGGCGGGGUGGCUGUUUGGACACGCCCCCGAACCCUCCCCGGCUCUUCCGCGCCUUGUUCCGGGAGGCGGAGAGGCCCGUACCCUGGAGGUGGAUAAGGACUUAGGGCCCCGCCCUUAACACUCAUCAUCCUCUCGGCACCGCCCCUCCUCCCGGGGGCCCCCGCCUCUGACCUGGGGUGCUCCGCCCACUCUGGUCUCUGGGCGUGCACGCGCACUUGCUGGCCUGUUUUGACAGCUUCAGGCCGCCUGGAAUGGGAGGGAGCAGGAGGUAUCGCGAGAGUUGGCCCCAAGCCUUGUGGGAACAGUAAUUAUGGCGAGCUUGGGGGUAGAGGCUGAGCAGGAGCCGCUCUUAGGCCACAGCAUACCCGGAAGCAGAGAAUGGGAUAUUAUAGAAACUGAGGAGCAUUAUAAGAGCCGAUGGAGAUCAAUUAGGAUUCUGUAUCUUACUAUGUUUCUUAGCAGUGUAGGAUUUUCUAUUGUGUUAAUGUCAAUAUGGCCAUAUCUCCAAAAGAUUGAUCAGACUGCCGAUGCAAGUUUUUUGGGCUGGGUUAUUGCUUCUUUUAGCCUUGGCCAAAUGGUAGCUUCACCUAUAUUUGGUUUGUGGUCUAACUAUCGACCAAGAAAAGAGCCUCUUACUGUUUCCAUUUUGAUUUCGGUGGCAGCCAACUGCCUCUAUGCAUAUGUCCAGGUUCCAGCUUCUCAUAAUAAAUACUACAUGUUGGUUGCUCGUGGAUUGGUGGGAUUUGGAGCAGGAAAUGUAGCUGUUAUUAGAUCGUAUAUUGCUGGUGCUACGUCUCUUCAGGAAAGAACAAGUUCCAUGGCAAACACAAGUGCAUGUCAAGCAUUAGGUUUUAUUCUAGGUCCAGUUUUUCAGACUUGUUUCGCACUCAUUGGAGAAAAGGGCGUGACAUGGGAUACCAUUAAGCUGCAGAUAAACAUGUACACAGCACCAGUUUUACUUGGCGCCUUCCUGGGAAUUUUAAAUAUUAUUCUGAUUCUUACUGUAUUAAGAGAACAUCGUGUGGAUGACUCAGGACGACAGUGUAAAAAUAUUAAUUUUGAAGAAGCAAGUACAGAUGAAGUUCAGGUCCCCCAAGGAAAUAUUGAUCAAGUUGCUGUUGUGGCCACCAAUGUUCUGUUUUUUGUGAUUCUGUUUAUCUUUGCCCUUUUUGAAACCAUUGUUACUCCAUUAACAAUGGAUAUGUAUGCCUGGACCAGAGAACAAGCUGUGUUAUAUGAUGGCAUAAUACUUGCUGCUCUUGGAGUUGAGGCAGUUAUUAUUUUCAUGGGGAUAAAAUUACUUUCCAAAAAGGUUGGCGAGCGUGCUAUUCUGCUGGGAGGACUCAUUGUUAUAUGGGUUGGCUUCUUUAUCUUGUUACCUUGGGGACAUCAGUUUCCCAAAAUACAGUGGGAAGAUUUACAUAAUAAUUCAAUCCCUAAUACCACAUUUGGAGAAAUAAUUAUUACUCUUUGGAAGAUUCCAAGAGAAGAUCACAAUGAAGGACCAACUGGUUGCCCAGUUGAACAAGCCUGGUGCCUCUACACCCCCAUGAUCCAUCUGGCCCAGUUCCUCACAUCAGCUGUGCUAAUUGGAAUAGGCUAUCCAUCCUGCAAUGUUAUGUCAUAUACAUUAUAUUCAAAAAUUCUGGGGCCAAAACCUCAGGGUAUGUACAUGGGCUGGUUAACAGCGUCUGGAAGUGCAGCACGGAUUCUUGGACCUGUCUUCAUCAGUCAAGUGUACGCUGCCUGGGGUCCACGAUGGGCUUUCAGCCUUGUGUGUGGAAUCGUGGUGCUCACCAUCACACUCCUGGGUGUGGUUUACAGAAGACUCAUUGCUUUUUCUGUAAGGCAUGGAAGGAUUCAAGAAUAACCUAGCUAAGACUGUGGUGGAAAGUACUUGCUGUGUGGAACUUUGUCUUUUAAGGCUCGCUAGAUGAUUGCUAAGAGUCAGUUUCCUAAAGUCAGGUUGUAGAUAUUGCAUAUGUUGAAUAACAAGAACAUUGAAUAAAAUAGGGAAUUCUGUGUGUAAUUAUGAAUAGCAAGAUAAUAUAAAAAUUCUGGAUCAUAGUUUCCUUAUCUCAAAAAAGAAAUAGUCUUCAUAUGACAUUUUUUGGGGGGUGGCAUAAAGUCAUGAGUGAAUAGACAGUGGUCUAUAAAUGUGAAGUUAUACUCUUAAGUCAAACUGCAGAGGCGUCAUUAAAAUAACGAGAAUAUGCAGUGAAAUCAUAAGGAGAGUUCUGUAUGAAUUACCUGUAAUAGAAUGAAAUUAUAGAAAUCUUUUACCUAAUAGAGGUACUUUUAUUCACAGCUAUCUCCUUUUUAUUAAAAAAUGCAUUUUCUGUUAUUAUAAAGUUUUCCUUAUGAAGUAAAAUCAUGACUUAAAUUUUAUACUUACCAUGCCUGCCAUCCUCCCUUAGCUUCUAUAAGUCAUGAUUUUUAAUACUACACUUUCCAUCUUAUUUUAGUUCAGGAUCUUACUAAUUAACCCCUAAGUUAAUGGAUGUGUAUGAAUAAUGCUCAUAUUUGAGCAAUAAAGAGGAUUAAGAGAUUAAGAUGGAUUUUGCUACCUGUAGUACAGAUAACUACUUUUUUCUUUCAAGUCCUAAUAAAUAAUUCACUUUAGAAACAUAAGCCAGAUAUGUGUUAUUGUAUACAUAUACUGAACAGCAAACUGUUAAAAUUAUUGGCAUUUUCUAAUUCCCUUAAAUUCUAGAGAAAAACUAUUACCUUAUUUAUUUUUUCUCUCUCAGUAGUGGUAGGGAAGACCCAACGGUUUUCAAUCUGUGUCUGCAUAGCUACUCAGAACUGCAGAAUUUUAAAUUUGGAUAAGCCCGACAGCCCCAAUAUAGGCAGGCUAAUAAAUCUGAGGUAAAAUAGCUGUAAUCUAACAGUUUACCGAGUUUACUAGAAAUUGGCUAAAUCACAUCAUGUACACUUUACUACCUCACAUAAGUUGAAUGCUGCUAAAAGGGACUAGUACAGAACUAUCUAUAUGGAUAAUCAGUAUUAUCAAAAAAUGCAAAAAUAUUUCUAAAUACUUUUCCAAAUGUUUCCUACUCUAAGUUAUAAAUAUUUCAAAUCUAAGAGUAAACACUAUAAUUUGCACUUUAUGUUGUUUGUUGUACCUUUUUUUGGGGGGGUGGCUUGAAUAACAAAAAUUUAUUUUUCAUAGUUCUGGAAGCUAGAAGGCUUGAGAUCAAGUUGUCAGCAGGGUUGGUUUUUUUCUGAGGCCUCUCCUUGGUUUGUAGAUGGUUAUCUUUUCCCUUUGUCAUUUGUUUUUUUCCAGCUUUAUCGACAUAUAAUUGACAUAUGACAUUGUAUACGUUUAAGGUGUACAACAUAUUGAUUUGAUACUUACGUAUUGCAAAAUGAUCACCACCAUAGCAUUAGGUAACACCUCCAUCAUAUCACAUAAUUACUGUUUCUUUUUUCGUGGUGCGAACAUUUAAGAUCUAUCUACUCUCUUAGCAACUUUUAAGUAUAUAAUACAGUGUUAUUAACUAUAAUCACCAUGCUGUACAAUAGAUCCCUAGAACUUAUUCAUCUUAUAACAGGAAGUUUAUACUCUUUGACCAACAUCUCCCCAUUUCCUUCACGGCCUAGCCACUGGCAACUGUCAUUCCACUCUCUGCCUCUAAUAGUUUGUCUCUUUUAGAUUCCACAUACAAGUCAUAUCAUAUAGUAUUUGUCCCUUUCUUUCUGACUUACUUCACUUAGCAUAAUGCCCUCAGGGUCCAUCCAUCUUGUCACAAAUGGCAGGGUCUCCUUUCUUAUGGCUGAAUAAUAUUCAUACACACACACUUACUUACAUUUUCCUUAUCCAUUCAUCUGUUGAUGGACAUCUAGGUUGUGCAUCGUAUCUUGGCUGUUGUGAAUAAUGCUGCAAUGAACAUGAGAGUGCAGAUAUCUCUUUGAGAUCCUGCCUUCAUCUUCUUUGGAUAUAUACCCAGAAGUGGAAUUCCUGGAUCACAUGGUAGUUCUUAAUUUUUUGAGGACCCUCUAUACUGUUUUCCAUGGUGGCUACACCAAUUUACAUUCCUAUCAACAGGACAUGAGGGUUCCCUUUCUCUACAUACUUGCAAACAGUUGUUAUUUGUAUCUUUUUGAUAGCCAUUUUAACAAGCGUGAGGUGAUAUAUUUCAUCGUGUACCUCUGUUUGACUUUAUUUUUAGGCAUUCUCCAUUUUGUGGCUUGUCUUGCCAAAAGGACCCAGGAAUCAAAUAAAGGGACUUAUACUAGCCAAAAAUGGGACAAUUAAAGCAUUGAGAAUAAUAUCUGCAGCCAAUUUAAACACAUCAAAUGUGUGAAAAUCUGUGAGUUCAUAAUGAUACUAAAAGUAAGAAACACACUGGUCACCUUUGGAGGUUGCUAGGGCUUUAACUCUUUACUCUAAAAACCAGGAAAUAAAGACUUAAGCUUCUCUUCUGCCUUUCCUGUAUCUAAACUUCAGGGUAAUAAAAUAUUGAUGAGGGAAAGUUAUCUCCUAUAGAAUAAUCCAAGCUAAUAAAUACAAGGGACUAAUAGAAUUAGAAAAACCCCCAUCUAGCAUCCUUUAGUGAAAUAAUAUUAUAGAUAUGGGCACCAUUCAUCAGUGAAUGAUAAAACUAGUGAGGUGGAAGAUUAUUGAGGAACUUUCGAAAGGCUGGAUGAAGCCAACACCUGAACGCACUGAUCACUCUUAACAUCAUUAAAAGUGGGUAAGCGUUACGUGCCUCCUGAUUUGAUGCAGCAAGUACUCAGCACCACCUAUGUAAGUGUUCCUGCCAAAAAACACUGAGUCAGAAUCUAAUCAAGCCUGUAGAUGUAAACUACCAGUUUAUAGGAAAUACGAAAGAUACAACUAAAAGCCACCUCUAGGAAGUAAUCAUCUAAGCCCAGAAGAUGAUAUAUUCUAUAGACAAAUGGUCCAGUUUCUUAAAAUUAAAAAAAAAAAUGCCGUGGAAAAAAUAAAAGUUGAGAGAUCAGCAGUCAUAGAUGAAAAGAAACUUCAGAUAUAUAAGUCAAAUGCAUUAUAUAGAUCUUAUUUUGGAUCUUGUUUUAAGUCAAAUGUAAAAGUAUUUUUGAGGUAACUGGAGAAAUUUGAAACUGGACUCACCAUUAAAUAUUAAGGAAUUACUGUAAAUUCUGAGAUGUGUGUUAUUGGUUAUGCUUUUAAAAGCUCCUUAUCUAUUAAAGGUACUAAAGAGUUUAUGAUAGAAAUUAUAUGAUUUCUGGGAUUUGCCUCAAAAUACUCCAGUGGGGGAAGGAUAUCAGUAAGAGAGAUGUAACAGGAUUGGCAAAAUAUUUGUUGAAGUUGGGUGGGAGACACAUGGAGGUUCCUUAUCCUGGUAUAUCUGUACUUCUGUUUUUAAAUUUCCACAAUUAAUUUAACGUAAGUUAAUAACAUAAUCAGCUGUGUAUUUUAGAAUGAGCUGGCUGCAGUGUGAAGUAUGAAUUGGAAUGGAUGUGGAGGACAUUUAUCAUGUAUGUGACCACUCUUCACUUCCUGCAGACCCUUCUACAUUUGGAGAAUUUCUCACAUUGAGCCUCUCCUUUUAGAUAGAAGCCAAAAUGCAUUCGUUCUCUCUACCUUUGCAGCCAGGCCAUGAGCUUGUGUUUCUGGCUCUGCCAGUACACUCCUCCAAUGUGAAACUUCGUUAAGGAACAGAGCAAAAAGAGGAAGUGAGCAACGUAAGCAAAACUUACUUUAGUGAGGGAGCAAGGUCAGUGGCUAAAUUCUCGAGAAAGCCGUCAGAGCUCCCAGAACCUAGUCCCCUAGCUUCAUCAGCAUGGCUGUGGGAUCUGUGCUGAGCAGCGUUGUUAGGAUGUCUUCUUCUGGGGAAGCUCCUACAUUAUGAUUCAGCCAUUGUUUUUAGCUGCAAAGCCUGAAUCUCUUUCCCUCCUCGAGCGUCUGUGAGCUGAUAUCCUUUAAUAAAUAUAUUCUCUGUGUAAACUAACUAGGUUAGAUUUUGAUGUUUGCAAGUAAAAACCCUGACUCGUAUAGGAGGCAAGAGUAGAUGUUUAGAGACGAGCAGCAGGCUAUUGCAGUAGUUCAGAUGAGUGAUGCUGGUGACUUGAAUUAGGGAACUGACAGUGGAAUUGGGAAUUUAAAGCAUGUAAAAUAUAUUUUAGAGGUAGACUUGGAUUAACUGGUGAUUAGAUGAGGUAAAAGAAGGUGUUAAGAAUGAGUUCCAGGAUUCUGACAUGAACAGCUAGUGAUGCAGAUGCCAUUUACUGGAAUAAAUACUGAGGAGAAACAGGAAAAGUGCAGUUGAACUAAUGUUGUCAUAGACAACAAAGGCAUGCCAGACAGAUAUGCCCAUAAAACAGAUAAAAACAGAAUGUAUUAUAAAAUGAGGUGAAAGAAAUUACGAAGUAAUGGAAAGAUUAAAAAAUAACAUCGUAAUUUGAAAAACUGAGAAAUGGGAAAAUUUCCCAAUGAACUAGAGAAGAUAAUAGGAAGGUAUGAAAAUAUUGCUGGCCGAGCUCAGGAAGGAAUACAAAACUUAAAAAAUAAUUUCAGACAUGAAGAACAAAUUAGAAGGAACACAAGAGUAAAUAAGAUGCCAUAGAUAACUUCUUAAGGGAAAUUAAAGAUGGAGGAAAAUUAACAAAUAAAGAGAAAAAAAUGAUGUGGAGAAAAUGAUGGAUAUAAAAAUUAGGCACAGGUGAUUUAACAUACAUAUAGCAGAAGUCCUUGAAGAAGAAAACCAAAAGCAAUGAAACAGAACAAAUUCUAAAAACUUUAAUUCAGGAAAAAUCUGCUGAAAGAAAAUUUAAAUAUGCAUAUGAAAAGGAAAUUCAACGUGAAAGAAGGGAGGAAAGGAAAAUAAAAGCAAAGAAGUAUGGUUAGUAGAAAACACAGAAUAAGAUGGGAAGUAAAUGCAAUAGAACUGUAAUGACAAACAGUGAAAAUAAAUCAGAAAUGAUAAUAAAUGUAAACAAAGUAGACUACAGAGCUUAUUACAUUGGACUGAAAAAAUUCAGCUGUAUAUUAUAUAUAAGAGAAAUACCUGAAACAUAGACACAUUAAGACUUAUUAAGGAGAUGAUAAAAAAAAUACACCUAAAUUCUGUCAAAGCAAAAUGUAUUUGAGUCUUUAGCUUUCAAAAUUAAGCUAGGACUUUAAUUAUUUCCAUUUUUAAGAGGAAAUUCUUUCUUCUAAUCAUAUUUUUAUCCCUAAGAGAAGGGUUUACAUAAUUUUCCUCCCCAAAGUUGGAUUACCUAUGUAUUAAAAUAAUUCUAAUAGAUAUUACCAAAUUGCUUUAUCAUUUACACCGUAAUCAACAACACCUGAGAAAGCCCUGCUCAUUGUACCACUAUUAUUUUUUUUUACGAAUCUUUCAUAAAAGGAAAUGAUUUUUGUUUUAAUCUUGUAUUUCUCCAACUACAGAUGUGGUUGAGUAUAUUAUAUGGAUUUUGAUUCAUUAUAUGGAUUUUCUCCUUUGUGAAUUAUCUGUUCAUAUCUUUUGCCUAUUUUUUUAUUGGGUUGUCUUUUCCUUAUUAACUGUGCAACUUAUCUUACAAAUUAUUAUUUUUCUUCUCAUUGCCAUAGGUAACAACCUCCAAAACAAUGCUGAAUAAUUGUGACAUUGGGUAUUCCUGACUAUUUAAUGGAAUUGGCUCCAAUAUUUCUCUGAUUAUAAAAAUCAGCAGGAAGCAUUAACAGUCUUUAUAUUUAAGUAGUUUCAUUCUAUUCCUAUUUUACCUUGAGUAUUUCAUUAAGAAUUGCUGUCCCACUAUCAAAUAUUCUUUUUCCUCAUGUUAGUUAAUUGCAUUGUUGAGGUCUUCAGUGUUAAAAUGUUUAUCAUUAAAAUAUACAGAUAUUUUCAGAUAAA
This is a messenger RNA of Globicephala melas (long-finned pilot whale), 8076 nucleotides long. RefSeq names its product major facilitator superfamily domain containing 8 (gene MFSD8). Gene Ontology annotation, molecular function: transmembrane transporter activity. NCBI's taxonomy places the organism in Eukaryota, Metazoa, Chordata, Mammalia, Artiodactyla, Delphinidae. The record is from RefSeq and is a predicted model, not a curated record. Gene Ontology annotation, cellular component: lysosomal membrane. Gene Ontology annotation, biological process: transmembrane transport.